This is a messenger RNA of Psammomys obesus (fat sand rat), 2058 nucleotides long. RefSeq names its product transmembrane protein 175 (gene Tmem175). Lineage: Eukaryota; Metazoa; Chordata; Mammalia; Rodentia; Muridae. Gene Ontology annotation, molecular function: proton channel activity; potassium ion leak channel activity. Bases 377 to 1903 code for a protein of 508 amino acids. Gene Ontology annotation, cellular component: lysosome; endosome. The transcript is spliced from 13 exons. The record is from RefSeq and is a predicted model, not a curated record.
GCGCGUGUUUCCGCAGAGACAGCAGGAUGCGCAGGCGCUGAAGCUGCGGCCCUAAGCACUGCAAGCUCCUAGGAAGCGCGGAAGUCGCCGCCUGACCCUAACCUCGUCAGGUUGCUUCCGCUGACCCGGGUCCGGCCUCGGUGGCCGGAGGGUCACGGGACGUUGGGCGCGCCCUGCGGACCGUCCCAGAGCCCGCCGCUCGCGCCUGACGCCUCAAGGAAAGAAGCUUCACAACGUGGGUAGAAAAGUCGACUUGUGGUGCCGGACCCAGAAUCCUGUGUGAUGACAGCCACCCAGAGCUGUCCACUGAAGUGCUGGGGAUAGAACCCAGGGAAUCAGAUGUGUAAGGCUGCUGUGACAACUCCGUGGCCUCACCAUGUCCAGGCCCCAGACCCAGGAGCAGGUGGUGGAUUCCGAGGGAGACUCAUCUCAAUUGAGGAGAGACGAGGGAGACUCAUCUCUAUUAAGGAGAGACGAGGAAGGGACCCAGAGCUCCCACCGCAUGCUGGGCUUCAGUGAUGCACUGCUGUCAAUCAUCGCGACUGUCAUGAUCCUGCCUGUGACUCACACAGAGAUCUCACCAGAACAGCAGUUUGACAAAAGUAUACAGAAACUUCUAGCAACUAGGAUUGCUGUUUACCUCAUGACAUUUCUAAUCGUAACUGUGGCCUGGACAGCACAUACCAGAUUGUUCCAGGUUGUUGGGAAAAUAGAUGAUACACUUGCCUUGCUCAACCUGGCUUGUAUGAUGAUCAUCACCCUUCUGCCCUACACAUUUUCUCUAAUGGUGACGUUCCCUGAUGUGCCCCUGGGCAUCUUCCUGUUCUGCAUGUGUGUGAUUGCCAUUGGAUCUGUGCAGGCAAUGAUUGUGGGGUAUGCCUUCCACUUUCCACAUCUGUUGAAUCCACAGAUCCAGCACUCUACAUAUAGGGCCCUGUCCCGGAGACACAUCCUGCACGUAGUCCUCCGUGGCCCAGCACUGUGUUUUGUUGCAGCCGUCUUUUCCCUCUUUUUCUUCCCCUUGUCCUACCUGCUGAUGGUGGCUGUCAUCUUCCUCCCUCACCUCAGCAAGGCUACCGCCUGGUGCAAAGACAAGUUUAUGGGCCACAGAGAGUCUCCCGCUCACAACGUGGAGCCCUUCAGUAUUGACCUGCAUGCACCCCUCAGCAAAGAGAGGGUGGAAGCUUUCAGUGACGGCGUCUAUGCCAUCGUGGCCACACUCCUCAUCCUGGAUAUCUGUGAGGACAACGUUCCGGACCCCAAGGAUGUGCAAGAGAAAUUCAGUGGUAGCCUUGUGGCUGCCCUGGGUGCAUAUGGGCCACAAUUCCUGGCCUACUUCGGCUCCUUCGCCACAGUGGGUCUUCUCUGGUUUGCCCACCAUUCACUGUUCCUACAUGUCCGGAAAACUACACAGACCAUGGGGUUACUCAACAUACUGUCGCUGGCCUUUGUGGGUGGCCUCCCUCUGGCCUACCAGCAGACCUCAGCAUUUGCCCGGCAACCCCGUGAUGAACUUGAGCGUGUGCGUGUCAGCUGUGCUAUCAUCUUCUUUGCCAGCAUCUUCCAGUUUGCCAUCUGGACUGCAGCCCUGCUGCAUCAGACAGAAACACUGCAGCCAGCUGUGCGAUUUGAUGGGCAGGAGCAUGCUUUCAUGUUUGCCAAGCUUGCUCUGUACCCCAGUGCCAGCCUGCUGGCCUUUGCUGCCACUUGCCUACUGAGCCGGUUCAGCACAGCCAUCUUUCACCUCAUGCAGAUUGCAGUGCCCUUUGCCUUCCUGCUUCUCCGUCUCCUUGUGCGCCUUGCCCUGGCAGGCCUUCAAGUCCUAUGGGACUUCUGGACAGAGCAUCCUCAACCAGGCCAGGGUGAACCUGAGGCACAGUCCCAGCUCUUGCCUGGUCCCUGAUAAUGCCAAGAAAGCCACACCAGCCCAUCCUAGGUGCACACUGAAAAGGGUCCUAUGGAGAUGUCUCAGUAGAAGUUUGUUGUGCACUGGGCCUAUGGAUUUAUUGGCCUGGGUAUUGUUUAACUUGUGGAACAUCAAGAUCUGUUUCAAGAGUA